This is a messenger RNA of Salvelinus sp. IW2-2015, 1328 nucleotides long. Lineage: Eukaryota; Metazoa; Chordata; Actinopteri; Salmoniformes; Salmonidae. The record is from RefSeq and is a predicted model, not a curated record.
AUAUGGUUUCCACAAGCAGGUCUGCUAUCAGCCAAUGAGAUUUAGGGGGAUGGAAGUUGAAUGAAGUAAGAUAGAGCAUUUGAUGGUUGGGUAUAGGUUAUCAGUUUACACUCUUGCCUGUGCCUGUGGUACAUACAGUAUCAUAUACUGAGGCAACUGUGUUACAUUAUUAGUAUACAUGAGUUGUGUUUGGGGUGAAUAAGAGGAAUAUUAGUAGACAUGAGACCAAUGCAGGAGAACAUCAAGGUGCUUUACUUUGCAAACAAAUGUCUGGAGCCAUAUGUAGAGAUCAUCACAGGGAAGGAUUCAAUAAAGCCUCGAUGGAGCGUGUGCAGGUCAGAGGAGGGUAAACGCUCUGAGGACGAGGAGCCUGAGUACAUACUUCCUGUUCUCCGAAAUCACAGCCAGCUCCUCAACGACCAACACAUCGAGAGUCUAGCCAAUCACAUACCAGUGAGGACACAGGGUAUCCAUGGAACCUGGUCUACAGCACAGCCAUUCAUGCACCAGCCUGAAGACUCUGUACAGGCAAAUGGCCACAUCGACAGUCCUGUGCUUCUGGUCAUCAAAGACUGGGAAAAAAGGUGUUUGGUGCCUUCUCCUCCCAUCCCUUCAGAGUGAGUGACUGUUGCUAUGGAACAGGAGAGACUUUUGUCUACAGCUUCGACCCUGCAUUCAAGGCCUACAGGUGGGUGGUGAGAACUCGUACUUCAUCAGGGGCCAUAUGGGACUCUCUUACAGAUUGGUGGAGGAGGGGGGCUUUUUGGCCUGUGGCUGGAUGCUGAUCUGUACUACGGUGCCGCUUCCAUGUCACACCUUCAACAACCAGCCCCUGUCCACCCAGCAAGACUUCACAGUGCAGGCCUGGAGGUCUGGACUGUCCAGUAAACAGAGCGAGACGCUGAGAGACUCAGAAGCGGAAAGAGAGAGAGAAAAAAGCCAGAGCCAUGUCUAUCUAUGGUUUACAACAUGGCUUUACUUGUGUUCAGUGAGGUUUAGCCUGUGUUCAAGCUGUUAAAGUACAGUAAGCUUAUACAGUAAGCUUGGUUUGUCCAAUGACUGUAUAUAUGAAUGUACAAUGCCAUCGAUCACGUGACACCAGUCAUUCCUAUGUGAAAACUCAUAGUGCAUUUGAAGCCAGGAGUCCGUUAAGAUGGCGUCUCAUGUGGGAGAUUUACGUAGGCAUUACAUGCUUAGUUUGAGCUACUCCAGGAUGUGACGUUGCAGGCUAGCUGCCCCCUCUCAUUGAGUAUUUCACGUUAAAGCAGAAUGGGGCAUGCUGCCAUUACUACUAAAUUAUGAUAAUAACUUCUUCUGUGUGCGAUUUU